Ectocarpus siliculosus is the source of this 1489-nucleotide messenger RNA. NCBI's taxonomy places the organism in Eukaryota, Phaeophyceae, Ectocarpales, Ectocarpaceae. The record is from the annotation of a GenBank genome assembly.
GCUCCGCAGCUUGGCUUUGUUUUACCUUCUCUGCUUCCGUGGACGCCUACACACACAACACCGCUUCACAAACUUUCUCUUUUCCCCCGACGGAGAUCUUCCACGGCACAAAACACCAUGGCUCGCUUCUCUGCUUUCGCCUUCUUGGCCAUCUUCACAUCUGCCGCGACGGCGUUCGUCACCCCUCUCGCCGGCGUUCAAAUGGGCAGGAGGUCGGCGUCCGCCAACGUGGCCACAACGCGCAUGAGUGCAUCGCCUGCACCGAUGACCGCCCCACCCACGGCGCAAGAGUUGAAGGACAUGGCGCUGUCCUGCCAGGAAGACGGGUGCUCGGUGGAGACCGUGUCCACCCUGUUGAACCAGCUCAAGACCAAGAAGAAGGAGCUCGAGAUGCAACUCGUCACCGUGGACGACGUCCUGACGAUCAUGGGUGACUCGUCCAGCUUGGCAGAGAAGGGCGAGCUCGAGAAGCUCGUCGAGGCCGUCGGCCGCGUGUUCUCGACCAACGACGGCACGGACUACAUCCCGUUCCCGACCGGCUACUCUGGGGAGGUUAACAAGAAGCAGAAGGAUGCGUGGGACUACAACGUGAACACGCCGUUGAAGCCCGUCAAGCCCGUCUACAAGAAGGAGUAAAAGGAGCACUAGUCUACCUGUUCUCCGUACUUUUUUUAUGGGGCCGUGCACAAGAUGAUGUCUCGGCCUCGGAAACCCAAAUGGGCUCCAUCCAUACGUGUGUUUGAACCGGGAAACAGCAGUCGUUCGUUCUUUAUGGUUGUUGCGAUUUGCCGCGCAGAAUACCGUGCGGGGUCUUGGAGCGUCAUGGAUGGGGGGUAGGAUAGAUUACGUACAGACAGGGUUUUCCCGGAGUGUCUCAAGUGAUGAGGCGGCAAAAACUAGAAAAGCCGUGGGUGGCUCGGCUGCUGCUGUAGCACCAUUUUGAUGUCGCUGGCAGCCGUGUCCGAUUUUGAGGAAGAGAAAGGCCCCUCUUACUAGAGGUUUUCUGGGUUUUGCUUGGCGAGCGGGGACGCACACACACCCGUUUUGGGUUUGUGUAGGUGUCUUCCCGGACUCUAGACUUUAGACUGUAGAAUGCCUUGGUUGGAAUGGACGACGGCGACGCUUACUCUUGAAUUCUUCUGCGUGUGAAAGGGGUUGAUUGGGGUUGAUUGUCUCUAGGACGACGCGCGCACGAGCAUUCGAGUGUACCGACGAGUGUUGGAGCGACGAGAGAAGAACGAGGAAAAAAACUGCUUGCUUGCUGUGCGUUGUUUCACGCCGUGAAGGAAAACUGCUGUAUGGGCUACUUCCGGUGUGCGUGAUCUCUGUCACGCUAUUAUUGUCGGCGGUGACGACGCGCUUAAUUAUUUGGGCAACACGUGCGCGUGUGAUGUGAAAGUUUAUUUACCCACAUCGAAAUGCCGCCGGUAGUAACGUCUCUACGUUCUUUCAUGAAUGGUCCGCGCUUAAUUGUUCGUGUUUCCCCCUC